AGCCCAAGCCCUCUUCUCUCGUUUCCUGUCUAUUCGCCUCUUCGGCCUCCUCGCUCUUUCCCCCACCCAACGAUCUGCCCUUCUGCCCUCGGCGCCUCACCCCCCAUGAGCCUCGCCGAGUCGCCGUCGCCGUCCCCGUCCCCGUCCCCGUCGUCGUCGAGCGGCAGCGACGACUUCGCCGCGCUCCUCGACUCGGAGCUCGAGCUCGCCUCCGCCGCGGACUCCGCCUCCCCCGGCAACCCCUCCGCUUCGCCCACCACCGACGAUGAGGACGGAGAGGAGGAUUCGGAGGGGGAGGAUGAGUUCGAGGAGGAUGUCAAAGCUGAAGUCCUCGAACAGAACGGUGUCAAAAGGCGUCGAGUGGAGGAACAACACCAAGAUCAAGGACCAUCAGUUAGGCCUGAGAAAAUUGCCACUGCAGGUUCAUCUAAAAAUGUUCCAGUUGGGGUAUGUCCACAUCCUGGAUAUUUUGGUGGACUUUGCUUUAGAUGUGGGAAGCCACAAGAUGAAGAAGAUGUUUCAGGAGUUGCUUUUGGUUACAUCCACAAGGGAUUGAGGCUAGGUACUUCCGAAAUCGACAGACUACGUGGCACUGAUUUGAAGAAUCUGCUGCGGGAAAGAAAACUAGUGCUUAUUUUAGACUUGGAUCAUACACUGAUUAACUCAACCAAACUCCAUGAUAUUUCUGCUGCUGAAAAUGACUUGGGUAUUCAAGCUGCUGCAUCAAAAGAUGAUCCCAACAGAAGCAUCUUCACAUUAGGCUCAAUGCAGAUGCUCACAAAGUUGAGACCCUUUGUCCAAAAAUUUCUAAAAGAAGCAAGCAAUAUGUUUGAGAUGUAUAUAUAUACCAUGGGUGAGAAAGCUUAUGCAAUUGAAAUCGCGAAACUUCUUGACCCUGGGAACGUCUAUUUUUCUUCAAAAGUGAUUUCAAACUCGGAUUGCACUCAGCGACACCAGAAAGGUCUUGAUGUGGUUCUUGGAGCUGAAAGUGUUGCAGUGAUUCUUGAUGAUACUGAGUAUGUCUGGCAGAAGCAUAAAGAAAAUCUGAUUCUAAUGGAGAGAUAUCAUUACUUUGCUUCAAGCUGCCGCCAAUUUGGUUUUGGUGUUAGAUCCUUGUCAGAGUCGAUCCAAGAUGAAAGGGAGAGUGAUGGUGCUUUGGCUACCAUUUUAGAUGUCUUGAAGCGCAUACACACUAUUUUCUUUGACUCGGCUGUUGAAACUGAUCUUUCUUCACGGGAUGUGAGACAGGUGAUUAAGACGGUACGGAAGGAAGUACUGCAAGGCUGCAAGUUAGUCUUCAGUCGGGUGUUCCCAAACACUACUCGCCCACACGAUCAGAUGAUCUGGAAAAUGGCCGAGCAGUUGGGUGCUGUUUGCUGCGCAGACGUGGAUUCCACCAUCACCCACGUUGUCGCCUUGGGGUCGAGGACUGAUAAGGCCCACUGGGCUAAAUGUAACGAGAAGUUUUUGGUCCACCCCCGCUGGAUUGAAGCCGCGAAUUUCCGAUGGCACCGGCAACCGGAGGAAGAUUUUCCUGUAGCUGCCCCCAAGGAAAAGAGUACGGAUAAAGAAAAUGAUGUAGCUGUCCAGAAGGAAAAGGGCGAGGCUGAUGAAAACGCUGUUGCCACUGCUACAGAUCAAACUGACUCAUAACUAUGUAGGGCUCGAAAGGCUUGACUGACGUGUAGCUGCAACUAUUUAUCUUAGGAUGGGGGAUGGAAAGUUAGCUUUUGGGUAUCGUUUCUUGCAGGUUCUGAUGUUAGAUCUGGUCCAUGUGAAAUUUUGCAUCUGUUUUAAUGCUCAUUGGCCAACAGCCAUCUAAAUUAAGGUGACGAACAUUUCGGGAGUUAAAAGUGAUUGGAUAUGGUUAUGGCAGAACUCAUUUACGUUAAGCUGUGCGGUUAUGCAUGUAAACGUAUUGUAGCUGGGUGCUGGCAUUGGAUCAAACUACAGUGCCUUUUCUUUA
Phragmites australis (common reed) is the source of this 1966-nucleotide messenger RNA. Its product is annotated as RNA polymerase II C-terminal domain phosphatase-like 4. The transcript is spliced from 8 exons. Gene Ontology annotation, cellular component: nucleus. Gene Ontology annotation, molecular function: RNA polymerase II CTD heptapeptide repeat phosphatase activity. The record is from RefSeq and is a predicted model, not a curated record. The coding region runs from base 106 to 1653 and encodes 515 amino acids. NCBI's taxonomy places the organism in Eukaryota, Viridiplantae, Streptophyta, Magnoliopsida, Poales, Poaceae.